AUGAAACAGUUGAACAUGGAUUUGAAGGCCGUCGGUGAAAAGCGUUUACUGCAACUUAAUGAGUUAGAUGAAUUCAGCAUGGAAGCAUAUGAAAACUCAAAACUUUAUAAAGAACGCACCAAAAAGUGGUAUGACUUACACAUUCAGAGGCGAGAGUCUGAAGUGGGACUGAAAGUUCUAUUAUAUAACUCGAAACUCAUGCUCUUCCCGGGAAAAUUAAGGUCAAGAUGGUUGGGUCCUUACACUGUCACAAAGGUUUUGCCAUAUAGAGACAUAGAAGUCAGCCAUGAAACAAAAGGUACCUUCAGAGUCAAUGAGCAAAUGCUGAAACACCACUGGAGCGUUGACUUUUCCAAGAAAAAGUCUAUCGUGAUUGGGUGUGAACAUUCACUCAUUUCGAGGCACAACAUUGUUUUUCAAAAAUUUUCCAGGGUUAAGAUAAUUGAUAGUGAAAUUGAAUUGCAUGUUGUAAUAAAUGCCUAUGGAAAUUUAGGGAAUAACCCUUACCAAUCAAAUUGA
This is a messenger RNA of Olea europaea var. sylvestris, 519 nucleotides long. RefSeq lists its product as uncharacterized. The transcript has 3 exons. NCBI's taxonomy places the organism in Eukaryota, Viridiplantae, Streptophyta, Magnoliopsida, Lamiales, Oleaceae. Bases 1 to 519 code for a protein of 172 amino acids. The record is from RefSeq and is a predicted model, not a curated record.